Molecule: messenger RNA, 1353 nt
Organism: Neurospora hispaniola
Lineage: Eukaryota; Fungi; Ascomycota; Sordariomycetes; Sordariales; Sordariaceae
Exons: 2
Coding region: 1-1353 (450 amino acids)
Biological process (GO): phosphatidylethanolamine biosynthetic process
Cellular component (GO): cytoplasm
Molecular function (GO): ethanolamine-phosphate cytidylyltransferase activity
Source: RefSeq, a predicted model, not a curated record
AUGGCCCCCUCCGACCCCGUUAAUCCCCCGGGUACCCCCGCCCCCUCCCUUCUCGAAGGCCGUCUCUGGGUCGACGGCUGCUUCGACUUCUUCCACCACGGCCACGCCGGCGCCGUCGUGCAGGCCCGCCAACUCGGCACCGAGCUGUACGUCGGCGUGCACUCGGACGAAGCCAUCCUCGAGAACAAGGGGCCCACAGUCAUGACGCUGCGCGAGCGUCUGCUCGCCACCGACGCCUGCCGGUGGGUGACCAAGUCGGUCGCCUAUGCGCCCUACGUCACGCAGCUGGACUGGAUCAGCCAUUUCGGGUGCAAGUACGUGGUGCACGGGGACGACAUCACGUCCGACAGCUCGGGCGAGGAUUGCUACCGGUUUGUGAAAGCGGCGAAUCGGUUCAAGGUGGUUAAGCGCACGCCGAGUAUCAGCACCACGGAUUUGGUGGGGAGGAUGCUGUUGUGCACGCGGACGCAUUUCAUCAAGGAUUUGGAAAAGAUGUUGGAAGGGGAGGAAGGGAAUGGGACGGCGGAGGAGAAGAAGAAGGUUGGGGAGGAGAUGAAGGAGAGGAUCCGGCUGUACGCGACGGACGAGACGGCCAAGAACCCCGGGGCGAAUGUGUGGUUUUGGAAGGGGGAGGAGAAGAAGAAGAAGAAGGAUGAGGGCAAGGAGGAGAAGGGGGUGUUUAGGGAGUUGUUUGGGGGGAUUGGACCCAAGCCGGGGCAGAGGGUUGUUUAUGUGGAUGGAGGGUUUGAUUUGUUCUCGAGCGGACAUAUUGAGUUCCUGAGGCUGGUGACGCAGAAGGAGGAGGAGCUGGCGCGUCAGGAGGGGUGGUAUUCGCAGCAGGCGAUUGACGAGAGGAAAGGCAAGGGUGCGGAUUACGGUCCGGCAUUUGUGGUGGCUGGUGUUCAUGAUGACGAGGUCAUCAACCGCGAAAAGGGCGUGAACUAUCCCAUCAUGAACGUCUUUGAGCGUGGUCUCUGCGUUUUGCAGUGCAAGUACAUCAACGCCGUCGUUUUCGGCGCUCCCUUCAAGCCAACCAAGGGCUAUCUCACCUCUCUUCCCUGGGGCACUCCUGAUGCGGUCUACCACGGUCCGACCUCGUUCAUGCCGCACACCGAAGACGUGUACGCGGUUCCUAAGGAGAUGGGCAUCUACAAGGAGAUUGGCCAACACGAGUACAAGGACGUGAAUGCCGGCACCAUCGUCCAGAGAAUCAUGAAGAGCAGGGAUCUCUAUGAGGCUCGCCAGAAGGCCAAGGGCAUGAAGGCCGACAUCGAGGCCGCCCACCGGGAGCGCGAGUUGCUGGAGGAGGAGCAGAGGAAGAAAGAGGAGGCCAUCGCCGCGCAAAAGGAGUAG